UCAAUACUGCAUGCAGCUGAGAAACUUGGCUCAUUUCCCGGCUGCUGCAAAUGUGGUUGGGCCAGGAAGGUGGCAGCCACCAACCAACAUCUUCAGCAGCGGAUAGCUUGCUGUUUCUUCAUUGCCCAUGAACUUCGGUAAACAGUGCUGGGCAUGGUAUAAAUGCAAGUGAUACCAUUUAACAGGGUGGAGCUGAGUCCAUUAUCUGCAGUUAAGACACCGUGGAGAAAGUUUUAGGAAACGCUGCAGCAUUCCCACCGGGCUUGUCUUUGGAUAGUUCUGCAGAGGUCAUGAAGAAAAUCCCAAAGUCCAGGAUGAGCACAGGGAAGUAUUUGUCAUUAAAAGGAACUCCCACCCCAUUGUGACAACGCAUGGGAACUGACCGUUUACUAUGGCCUAGAGAACCUUCUUCUCUGAAAUUGUGCUGGUUGGACAAAAUCUCCUCUUCUCUGGCUGCUUGCUUCUUUUGCACCUGUCUGUAAGCUUUAACUCAUCAUGGGAGGAUGUUUCUCAAAACCCAAACCAGUUGAGGUGAAGGUUGAAGUUGUUGGGCCUGAGAAACCUGAAGAGGAUAUGUCACCACACGUUAAAGCUAGUGCCAUGGCCUACUGCAGGGCCAAUGGAACCAAGAAACAUCUCAGGGCAGCGGAAGAACGAGCCAUGGCUGCCAAACCUUAUGAAGACCCAAAGGACAUUGUGGAGGCUGCAGUGUGUCACAUAAAAGAUCUAGAAAAUGGACAGAUGCGAGAAGUGGAACUGGAUGGUGGGAAAGCUCUCGUAAUCAAAGAAAAUGGUGGAUAUUUUGCUGUUGGACACAAAUGUCCUCAUUAUGGAGCCCCACUUGUCAAAGGGGUUUUGUCAGGUGGCCGAAUAAGAUGUCCAUGGCAUGGUGCCUGCUUCAAUAUUACCACUGGUGACAUUGAAGAUUUCCCUGGAUUAGACAGUCUUCCCAAAUUCCAGACAAGAGUGGAGAAAGACAAGGUGAUCAUCCGAGCAAGUAAGCAGGCUCUUCAUUCUCAGAGAAGAACAAAGAUUAUGGCAAGAUGUAUAGCACUGAGCAACUACCCUCAUAACAUCACUAAUGUUCUCAUUGUGGGUGCAGGUCCUGCUGGAUUAGUAUGUGCAGAGACACUAAGACAAGAGGGAUUUUCAGACCGGAUUCUGAUCUGUACUAUGGAAAAACACUUACCUUAUGACCGCCCAAGACUUUCCAAGGCAAUGGAUUACCAAGCUGAACAAAUAUUUCUGCGGACACAAGAUUUCUUCCACAACUAUGACAUUGAACUGCUGACUGAAGCAGAGGUUGUGUCUGUGGACAUAAAGAACAAGACUGCUAUGAUGAAAGACGGGUUCAAACUGGAGUUCAACAGGCUUCUUGUAGCUACUGGAAGUAGUCCAAAAUACCUCAGUUGUAAAGGGAAUGACCUAGAAAAUGUUUUUUGUGUUCGAACACCAGAGGACGCCAACCAUAUUCUGAAGGCAGCAAGUAACAGGAAUGCAGUGAUUGUUGGAGCAUCAUUCACAGGUAUGGAGGUUGCAGCUUACCUGGCAGACAAAGCACAUUCGGUGUCUAUUAUUGAACAGGAAGAUGUCCCUUUCAAAAAGACCUUAGGUGAAAAGGUGGGAGGGACUUUGAUGAAGAUGUUUGAGAACAACAGGAUUAAAUUCUACAUGCAAACAGAAGUUUCAGAACUGAAAGGUCAUGAAGGAAAGCUCAAAGAGGUUGUACUGAAGAGUGGAAAAGUUUUGAGAGCUGAUGUUUGUGUGGUUGCAAUAGGGGUCAGUCCAGCUACAGCAUUUCUGAAGAAUUCUGGAAUUAAUGUGGAUGCUAAGGGUUUUAUUUCUGUUAACAAGAUGAUGCAGACAAAUAUUUCAAGUGUUUUUGCUGCUGGAGACAUUGUUACAUUCCCACUGCCAUUGCGGAACAAUAAAAAGGUGAACAUCCCUCACUGGCAGAUGGCUCAUAUGCACGGUCGGAUUGCUGGGCAGAAUAUGCUUGGACAAGGUACAGCGAUUAACACAGUACCCUUCUUCUGGAUUUCUAUGUUUGGAAAAAGUAUUCGAUAUGCAGGCCACGGAGACGGCUUUGAUGAUGUCAUCAUUCAAGGACAUCUCGAUGAACUUAAAUUUGUAGCAUUUUACACCAAGGGUGAUGAAGUUGUUGCAGUAGCAAGCAUGAAUUAUGACCCUAUCGUAUCAAAAGUGGCUGAGAUUAUGGCAACUGGAAAAACAAUCCGUAAAAGGGAUGUUGAGAUGUUUGUUCAUCAUGGCAAAACUGGGGAUAUCUCUUGGCUAACCGGUAAAGGAGCAUAGCCAUAGCAGCUUACGCGAUGGCCUUCUGAGGAUAACUAUGAAGUUAGAAGAAAUGAUGACUUGCAUGUCAUAAGAAAUUCACAAAUGAUUUCACAUAGUGGAGUCACCCUGCAUGUUUUGCAAGGGGAAAUUGGUGCAUUGUAAACACAUAAGCAGAUGGUUGGACUGUGUUGGGGAAUGAUGGAUGUGAAGAAUGGUUGUCAAAUAAAUGUUAUGAUGUUUGUACAUGGUGACUGCUCUGUGACAGCUGUAAAUAUAGUUUCAAAAAUGCCACUUUGAAAGAAGAAUAAUGCAUAUUUGCCUGUUUCUUUGUAAAGAAUAAGGGAAGCAGAGGCUGCAAGUGAAUGGCACAGUGCACUUUGUAAAGUUCAGCUCAAACAGGAGUGAAUGCUAACUAUAUUUUAUUGGUUCAUACUUUCCUACUGUUUACUUCUAAUGUUAGAUCAGUGUUUGAAUCAUGUACCUCAUUAGAAAUUUUUUUUUCUUUUUUGAUACUUCACAUACACCCAACAAAAAUGUUAACGUGAUCUUUAUAGAACUAGUACAUACCCAAAGAAGUAUCUUGCUGACUGUUAUAAGAACAGGGUAAAAAAGAUACAAUUUUUUUAGACAUGUUCUCUUUUAUAUAAAAAAAAUAGUUUGUUCCUUUUGAUCUUUAGGAUCAUUCUAACUCUUAGGUAGAGCUGUUGUAGUAAUUGUUCAUCUGUGAAUAAAGCACGUUGCCAAUAUUUACUGUGGGCCAAAGGACAGAGACAAACCUAUGUGAGUAAGCAUGCUGAUUAUAAGAGACUGAGAACAUUCUCUCAUAUUGAGAUGUCUCCUUGUGACCAGUUAAGCACUACAUAAAGGGUGAUAAAGGAUCUGCUUGCAACUUUUACAAGGAAUUCAGAGCACUGCUUUUGAGAAGCAAAUGACUUUGGAUAAAUUGUAAAACCUAGAUGUAUGUCUUUCAUCAGAAAGAUUCCUCUCAGCAGAGAGUUUAGUACUCAGAUGGGAAAGUAACUUUUAUUAAACUCAAUGUUAAAAACUAGUGCACGUUGUUUGACAUGGAUUUGUUUCACAAAGGAACACUGGGCUCUGCUUAUAAUCUGAGAGGAAGUAACCCUGAAAUGAUCUUAUCUAAGACUCUUGGAAUUGGAAAAUAGGUAUUGUAAAAGCAUAGAUAUUGAGCUAUACUGGAGUACCAAAGAUGGCAAUGAGGCCUAGUACAGAAGCACUGCAUCAUUCAGCCGAAUAUUAUUACUGGGCUUAGAAAAUGUGUUUAUAAGUGAUAACAUUGUUUAAAAUAAAGAAAUGAAAAACA
Molecule: messenger RNA, 3616 nt
Organism: Protopterus annectens (West African lungfish)
Lineage: Eukaryota; Metazoa; Chordata; Ceratodontiformes; Protopteridae
Gene: AIFM3
Product: apoptosis inducing factor mitochondria associated 3
Exons: 21
Coding region: 496-2313 (605 amino acids)
Biological process (GO): execution phase of apoptosis
Cellular component (GO): cytoplasm; mitochondrion
Molecular function (GO): oxidoreductase activity, acting on NAD(P)H; flavin adenine dinucleotide binding; 2 iron, 2 sulfur cluster binding
Source: RefSeq, a predicted model, not a curated record